AUGUCUUCUGCAUCCAAAUUCGCCCGCGCCAAUCUCGAAGACGUCGUCGGUGCCCUCAACCAGGAGGAGGCCAUCAGCUUGAUCAGUGGCGUGGGCUUUUGGAAUACUGCGGCCAUUCCUAGGCUCAAUGUUCCAUCUAUAAAGGUGUCUGAUGGGCCGAACGGUGUCCGAGGAAAUAGAUUCUUUAAUUCGACACCAGCAAAGGCUAUUCCAAGUGCAACCGCCCUUGGGUCCACGUUCGACACCGACUUGAUUCACGAGGUCGCUUCCAAGCUUCUCGCUCCCGAAGCUAAGCUGCGGGCUGCGUCCGUCAUUCUCGGGCCGACAGUCAAUAUACAACGUUCCCCCCUUGGGGGUAGAAGCUUCGAAUCGUUUUCCGAGGACCCGACUCUUUCGGGAAGGAUUGCUGCUGCCUAUGUAGACGGUCUUCAGCGGCAAGGUAUUGGAGCAUGCAUCAAACACUUUGUCGCAAAUGACCAAGAAGACGACCGUCAAGGCGUCAGUGCCGAGGUUUCGCCGCGUGCUCUGCGAGAGAUCUAUCUGAUGCCCUUUAUGUUGGCCGAGAAACUUGCCAAGCCCUGGGCCUACAUGACAUCCUAUAACAAAGUCAAUGGUCUCCACGCGUCUGAAAACCCCUUCCUAUUGAAGGAUGUUCUUCGCAAAGACUGGGGAUCAGAAACAACAGUCAUGAGCGACUGGUUUGGAGUUUACAGCAUUUCCGAUUCUAUCAAUGCCGGACUCGACCUCGAAAUGCCAGGAACCCGCGCUUUCCGGAGCCAGUACCAAGUCUCUUGGUCGAUUCAUUCCCGUAAAACGACACUAGAUACCGUCAAGCAAAGGGCGCAUAAUGUACUCAAACUCGUGCAGAAAUGCGCCGCUGGCGCUCCCGAGCUGCUCGAUGGCGAUGGGGAAGAGCGUACUGAAGACAAGGAGGAAGACAAAGCUCUCAUGCGCAGUCUUGCCGCACAGACUAUAGUCCUACUCAAGAAUGAGGGUAAUGUCCUACCUCUUCAACAGAACCCGAAGAAGAUUGCAAUCAUCGGCGGAAACGCAAAGGCCAAUAUUCUUUCCGGUGGAGGGUCGGCAUCCCUCAAGCCCUCCUUCCUCAUCACGCCGUUCGAGGGUAUAACCGCGGCGCUCGGAAAAGAUACUAAAGUCUUGUACACCGAAGGAGCUCAAGCGCUGAACACUCUGCCAAAUUUUGAGCGCGAGGUGGUUACUUCCGAUGGACAAUUUGGCUUCGACGGCGCCUGGUACUCUCAUGAUGAAAACGACCAGCCCCUUCCCGAACCUAUGCUCACUCAGCGUAUCGACUCCUCUCUGAUGUUCCUCUUUGAUGGCGUCCCUUCGGGCCUGACACCUAGAUACACUUUCCGGUGUACCGGGCACUUCAAGCCUCGUGAUGAGGAUCAGCUUUGGAACUUUGGCUCGACAGCAAUUGGUCGCUCCAGAGUCUACAUCGACGGCAACCUCGUUGUCGAUACGUGGACUAAUCAACGAAUGGGCAAGGCGUUCUUUGGCAUGGGUUGUGAAGAAAUGCGUGGACAAUUUCACCUCAAGCAAGGCGUCGCGCACGAGGUAGUGCUCGAGUUCACCAACCUUCGCGGCCAGAAGGCGGGAGAGGAUACUCCAAUUACAACGCCCGUAACAGAGCCAGGUGUUCAGUUUGGUGCUGCACCAUGUCUCGACGAGGAGCGUGAGAUUGAGAAGGCUGUGGCGAUAGCUAAAGAGGCAGACGUCGCUAUCCUCGUCGUUGGACUCAACGCUGAUUUCGAAACGGAGGGCUACGACCGUACUACCCUCAAGCUGCCCGGAAGGACAGACGAGCUCGUGAGGCGGGUGGCACAGGCCAACAAGAACACCGUCGUCGUCACUCAAGCGGGUUCUUCGAUUGAGAUGCCUUGGGUAGACGAAGUGCCCGCACUCAUACACUCGUGGUACCUCGGCAACUCAACUGGAGAAGCAAUAGCAGACGUACUCUUUGGAAAAGUCAACCCGAGUGCCAAGCUCUCGCUCACAUUCCCGAGGAGACUCGAGGACACGCCUUCUUAUGGCCACAUGGGCUCGGAGAACGGCACGGUGUGGUACGCUGAGAACCUCUUCGUCGGCUACAAACAUUAUGUUCACAAAGCCAUUCCGACACUGUUCCCCUUUGGCUAUGGUCUGUCCUACUCCAGCUUUGAGUUCUCCAACCUUCAAGUCUCGCAACCGUCCGGACCGGAGUUUACUUUCAGCGCCAAGGUCACAGUGCAAAAUACUGGAUCCGUCGUCGGCUCGGAAGUCGUUCAGAUCUACGUCUCACCGUCCUCGACAACAAAGCUCACGCAUCCAGUCUAUUCGUUGCGUGGCUUUGCAAAGGCAAAGGACGUUCAACCUGGGAAGUGUGUCGAAGUGGAAGUCACAUUGGAUAAGUAUGCGCUCAGCUACUGGUGCGAUGUACGCAACCAGUGGAAGAUUGAAGCGGGGACAUACAAAGUCAUGGUCGGAGUUUCGGCUGAAAAGAUGAUUCUCACGAAUGAAGUCAACGUCGAAAAAGAAAACUACUGGAACGGUUUGUAA
This is a messenger RNA of Serendipita indica DSM 11827, 2559 nucleotides long. NCBI's taxonomy places the organism in Eukaryota, Fungi, Basidiomycota, Agaricomycetes, Sebacinales, Serendipitaceae. The record is from the annotation of a GenBank genome assembly.